Messenger RNA from Photinus pyralis (common eastern firefly), 1655 nucleotides. RefSeq lists its product as uncharacterized. The record is from RefSeq and is a predicted model, not a curated record. The transcript is spliced from 4 exons. The coding region runs from base 61 to 834 and encodes 257 amino acids. NCBI's taxonomy places the organism in Eukaryota, Metazoa, Arthropoda, Insecta, Coleoptera, Lampyridae.
GAAAUUUCCUUCCGUUUGUCAGUUCUAUCGUCGUCGCGCAACAGAAUUAACACAAUUACAAUGUCGUCACGUAAAUCCAAACUAUCAUUGAAAAAACCGGCACCAACUAACAUUCUACAGAACAUGUUAGAAAGCAACAAAGUGGGGAACAGUAGUACUUGCACCGAUAAUAAUCUGUUCCCCCACUCGCCGAAAAAAGUGGUACCCGGUAACAAUAAACCGUUCCCGGCGGCGCCGUUUAUGGAUGGUGACCAAUGUAGUGUCAUCACCAUCCAUUCGGAUAAUUCAACAGUCCAAACUCCUGCCAACCUGUGGGAGAAUUUUGAUGUGGAAUUAGUGAUGGCCCAAUUAGACGGAGGUGACGCUGCGGACCAUUUAUACUCCAGCGAACGAGUUGUCCCAACGCCACAUUUGUCAGAGCAGCAGAAGUCGCCCACUCCACCACCAGAAUUUCGAGCUCCUCUUCCACCUCUAGAGCAGGCCGGAAAGUCCGAAGACGAACCGGUCGAUCCCAGGGUGUGUGCGAAGAGACGGCGCAAAUGUGGCGAGAAAAAUUUAGAAGCCCUGUUGAAAAUUCAAGGGCAGGAGGCGGGGUACACACCUGAGAUGCCGUCCACUUCGGCGGUUCCAAUUCCUGCAGCGCGGGAGAUUGCUUCCCAGGCGCACCAACUUCUGCAGAAAAUGCUGCAGAAGUAUGCCAUCCAACUGCAAGAAACGCAGGACAAAACCUCUCAAUUGGAACGUCAAGUGGAGGCGUCCCGGAUGGAGGAAAGAAAAAUUGAAGGGGACAUGCGGUACAUUUUAAGCUUUGUUAAUUUUUGUGGUAGGAAAUAGUCUAUAUAUAGUUGUAAUAAAUUAAAUUGUUGUAAGAUAGUUUUAAUAAAUAAAAGGUUGUAAGAUAAUUGUCGUUUACAUUGAACAAAAAAAAAUUGUUCACAUCACCUGCUAAUAAAGAAAUGUGACAUUGGAAAAAGUAUGCAACCAAAAGUGCAUAACGUAGUGUGAUUAGUUGCAUAAGUGUAACUUUGCACAAUGCAAUGGGUUAAGUAGAUAUGUAAAGUGAGUUGCAUUAUAAUGGAAAAGCGUGUGUAGUAAGUAAAGGUGGACGUCGAUAGAGAAUAAGAUGUACGUCCGUAAGUAGCGAAAGAGAUGCAAAACGAGUUGAUAUGGUAUGGUACGUUACCCAGGGGUGGUGGGGGUAGAGGGGAAGGGUAAACAAUAAGUUCAAAAAUUUUGCGCUCCUGGAAUUUUUAAAUUUGUCGUGGGUUCUAUGCAGUUUAAAAAUUUUUCUCAAAGGCAAAUGCAUUUUAUAAGAAGUGUUUUAUCUAUUGGAAGUAUAAUUUUCCAAAAAUUUCAAUGCAUUAACCGCAAAAUGAGGUCCUCUACAUAUUACCGAAAAGUGCCGUGAAAAUUUAAUUUGUACUUACACAUUUGCACUUAAGAAAAGCUACAUUUACGUAUUUUGGAAUUUUUAAACUGAUAAAUACACCCAAAACAAUUUUUUCACGAAUAACGGUAGUAAAAUUCAAAGCGCGUUUCCGCAGCUGACCAAAGAAUGAACUUCGUUCCCGCGCGCCGGAUAUGCAGUUGCGGGUUGAAUAUCUUUUUAUCGCGCGUUUAAAUUCUGUGCGAUGCACUUUUUCUAUGCAUAAUCU